This is a messenger RNA of Scylla paramamosain (green mud crab), 2297 nucleotides long. RefSeq names its product gamma-butyrobetaine dioxygenase-like. The coding region runs from base 149 to 1579 and encodes 476 amino acids. Gene Ontology annotation, cellular component: mitochondrion. The transcript has 9 exons. The record is from RefSeq and is a predicted model, not a curated record. Gene Ontology annotation, molecular function: oxidoreductase activity. NCBI's taxonomy places the organism in Eukaryota, Metazoa, Arthropoda, Malacostraca, Decapoda, Portunidae. Gene Ontology annotation, biological process: carnitine biosynthetic process.
AACGAGUUCUGAUCAGCUGGGAGAGCUCGUCCACUCGCCCCGUACCUCUGCUGCAGUAGGGCAUCUGCCGUUCAAGACCAAUAGACUAUACUAAUCUUUUGGCCUUGCUACUGUUCUUGAGGUGAGCCCUGUGAACGGCGAAGCCAGAAUGUUGCGAAUGGGCAAACUGCUGGGAGGCUCGACCCUUGCAAGCUUCUUCAGAAGACGAGCAUUGCAUCCACUGGGCCGUCGCUUCGUAGCCUCGGCUCCCAAAGGAAUACGCUCCUUUUCUUUUUACGGUCCAGUGCUUCAUUGUGUAGGAGAAUAUGAAGGAACAACGCGAAGAUCUACAAAUGCUGGGACAACCUGUCGAGACAACGUGGUCAUUUCAGGGACACAGGCUGCCCGACCGAUCGUCAGCGUUGCCAGGGACCACAGCGCGGGGAUGCUAAAGGUGUGCUGGGAAGGAGGCAAGGAGGAAGUGUAUCCGUACGUGUGGCUGAAGGAUAACUGCCGCUGUCCUUCUUGCUAUCAUAAGGUGUCACACUCCAGGCUCACCUUUAUAGAGGAGACUGACCUGAAAGCUGAACCCAUCAGUGUCCAGCGAUUCCAGGUAAUAGAAGGAGGGCAGCAAGUGGAGGUGGUGUGGCAGGAUGUCCAUCACAGCACGUACGGGACUGAGUGGCUGCAUUCACGCGGUUUUAGUGAGGAGAGUCGUCAGGCGCGGGACAGCCGGUAUAGGCUAGAAAGAAAGUUCUGGGGCUCUGAAUCUUUGGAUGAUUUCCCUGAAGUAUCGUUCAAAGAGGUGAUAACAGACGACGUGGCCUUGCUGGAAUGGUUGAGGCAGCUGGAGGUAUAUGGCUUUGUCAAAGUGAAAGACGCGCCAGCAGAAAUAGGUCAGGUUCGUCGCCUGGCUGAAAGAAUCGCUUUCAUAAGGAAGACACAUUACGGGGAGGAUUUCACUGUACAAGCCAAGCCGGACCCUAGCAACGUUGCUUAUCUGAAUGGGCCGCUCCAGCUCCACGCUGAUCUUCCUUACUAUGAAUACAAGCCUGGAGUGCAGUUCAUCCACUGUAUCACGCAGUACGAGGGAGUGGGAGGGGACUCUCAAAUCACGGACGCUAUUCACGUGGCUCGUCAGCUUCAAAAGGAGUGUCCAGAACACUACCGCCUCCUCACCGACACGCCAGUUGAUUGGUUUGACAUCGGCACGGACGAGACUGGCGAGUUCUACAAACUUCUGCGUCUGCCAGUAAUCUGUACAGAUAAGAAUGGUCAAAUACGUCGUAUCAAUAUGAGUCAGCCUCAGCGUGACUCCCACUUCUCUGUGCCCCCUGGCGAGGUCACUGCAUGGUAUGCUGCGAUGGUCGCCUACUAUCGCCUGCUUUCCGAUCCCAAGUACUGUCUGCAGUUUAAAAUGACCCCAGGUACCAUCAUAACCUUUGACAACCUGAGGAUCGUGCACGGCCGAACUGGUUACUUUUCAGGGCCGGGCGAGAGGCACGUGCAGGGCUGCUACUUGGACUGGGACGAGGUCAGGUCACGCAGGCGGGUGCUGGAGACUAAGAUUGAUCCUUACCGGUCAUUGUAUAAUCAAUGAUCUGUAAAAUAAAGGGAGCAAACCCAUAUUGAAAUCUGAGAAUGCAAGAGUAGGUUUAAGUGUACUUUAAAAUUUCGACGCCUUAUCACGAUUACUUGAACAUUCUCCAGCGGAAGUGUUUCGGUGGUUCUAGUGAGUAUUCAAUAAGGAUUCUACAUCAGUGGGAAAAAAAAAAAAAAAAUGACAAUCCGACAAAUGAUCUCUGUGGUCUUUCAAAAUAAUCCUCAGGAGAUCCCAGCGUGAUUCAAAAUAAAGGAUUUGCAUCUUUGCAGAAGUGAUCAACACCCGGAGACAACUAUGACGAUGGAUAUAUACACUAAGACCGGUAUUCUAAAACGCUUUACUCCCACCAUGACUAUUUUUCAAAGUCAAGAAAUGAUUAUCAGGGUUUCAAGAGUAUUUCUUCUGUUAAUGAUGUAGGAAUUCUUUUAAUCUGUCACUAGAACCAUAAAAAAAAAAAAAACUUCAAAACCCGUGUCACUUCAACUAGAGCCUUAUGAAAGUAGUUAAGGUGCAGCGUAAUUGUUUCAGAAUAAGGCCUUCAAUUAAUCCACUAUAAAAUAAGAAACUACGUGUUAUUAUACCUGAGGCUGUGCUCACUCAAUGUAUUAACAGUUAAGACACUAAAUUAGGAUUAUCUGUAAUGCAAUUAAAAAGACUAAUACUGAAAAGGACAAUGCGUAUAGUAUUAUGAUAAUAAUAAAAAUAUGGAGAACCA